This is a messenger RNA of Molossus molossus (Pallas's mastiff bat), 1147 nucleotides long. It is a transcript of the gene AKR1E2, whose product is annotated as aldo-keto reductase family 1 member E2. Gene Ontology annotation, cellular component: cytosol. The record is from RefSeq and is a predicted model, not a curated record. Gene Ontology annotation, molecular function: aldose reductase (NADPH) activity. Lineage: Eukaryota; Metazoa; Chordata; Mammalia; Chiroptera; Molossidae.
AUGUCCAAGGCUGAGUCGCCAGCCCGUCGGGAGCCCGCCGCGGAGGCUUACCUGCAGGCAGCGAGGCAGCCACAGAAGCAGGGUCGAAGCAGGGCAAAGAUACCAAAGAUACCGGUUCUGGGCCUGGGCACCUGGAAGGAGGCUCCAGGGGCAGUGAGAGAGGCAGUGAAAGUGGCAAUAGAUGUGGGUUAUCGGCACUGCGCGUACCUGUACUACAAUGAGAGUGAGGUUGGAGCUGGGAUCAAGUACAAGGUCAGGGAGGGCGUGGUUCGGCGAGAGGACCUGUUCAUCGUCAGUAAGCUCUGGUGCACCUACCACAAGAAGUCUUUGGUGAGACCAGCCUGCUCCAAGACUCUGAAGGCCUUGGAUUUGGAGUACUUGGACCUCUACCUCAUACACUGGCCCAUGGGUUUCAAGCCCGGGGAAAUAGAUGUGCCCUUUGACCGCAGUGGCAUGGUGAUACCAAGUAACACCAAUUUCCUCGACACGUGGGAGGCCAUGGAGGACCUGGUGACUGCAGGGCUGGUGAAAGCCAUUGGCGUGUCCAACUUCAAUCAUGAACAGCUGGAGAGAAUUUUGACAAAACCCAACUUGAGGGUCAGGCCACUGACUAACCAGAUCGAGUGCCACCCAUACCUCACUCAGAGGAACCUGAUCAGCUUCUGCCAGUCCAGAGAUGUGUCCGUGAUUGCCUACCAGCCCCUUGGGGGUUCCAGUGGGGGGGUGGACCUGAUGGACAAUCCGGUGAUCCAGACCAUUGCACGGAAGCACCAUAAGUCUCCAGCUCAGAUUUUGAUCCGGUUUCAGAUCCAGAGGAACGUGAUUGUCGUCCCCAAAUCUGUCAACCCGAAACGGAUUCUUGAGAAUAUCCAGGAAGGUGUGUUUGAUUUUGAAUUAACAGAACAGGAUAUGAAUGACCUCCUCAGGCUGAACAGGAACCUCCGACUGACCAUGUUCCCCACAGCUGAAAAUCACAAGGACUAUCCUUUCCACAUAGAGUUCUGAGCUGGCUCCCACUCCCUGCUCCCCUACCGCCCAGACAAAUCCAGGGGUCUGAAGAGCUUGUCAGGCCCCGCACAGGGCUGGGAGGGACGGAGGCCGAGCUCCCGAGAAAUCCUCAGAAACAACGUGGGCCGAGAUCGAAGGA